Messenger RNA from Hibiscus syriacus, 968 nucleotides. Its product is annotated as monothiol glutaredoxin-S11-like. NCBI's taxonomy places the organism in Eukaryota, Viridiplantae, Streptophyta, Magnoliopsida, Malvales, Malvaceae. The transcript is spliced from 2 exons. The record is from RefSeq and is a predicted model, not a curated record. Gene Ontology annotation, molecular function: RNA binding. The coding region runs from base 373 to 948 and encodes 191 amino acids.
GCUUUCUCCCCUCCCUUUGUUCUGCUGAAAUCUUUUUCUUCUUCGAUUUAACUUAGAUAUUUGCUUCUGGCAUUCAUAUUUCAAUUUUUAUUUUCAACAUAUUUCUUGGUUAUGAAAUAAUCCAAAAAAAAAACCAGAGUGGUACACCGCUUAUCCUUCACUUCUGGGCUUCUUGGUGUGAGGCUUCAAAGCAAAUGGACAAAGUCUUUUCUCAUCUCUCCAUUGAUUUCCCCAACACUCACUUCCAUAGGAUUCUUCUUCUGUUCCCUUUUUAAUCUUCGAAUUUCCUUGUUUGAGAUUGAAUGGUUUUUUUUCGUUGUUUUUCUUCUUUGUUUCAUGAAAAAUUUGUUUUUUUUUUUUGCUUGAUGGGUUAUGAUUGUUGUUUUGCAGGUAGAAGCUAAAGAACAGCCUGAGAUAUCUGAGGAAUACUUGGUUUCUGUUGUGCCUUUCUUCGUCUUCUUUAAGGAUGGUCUGAUUUUUGAUAAAUUGGAGGGUACAGAUCCUUCCAGUCUCGCCAACAAAGUUGCCAAGGUUACUGGGUUUAUUAACCCAGGAGAAGUUGCUGCUCCUGCUAGUCUUGGGAUGGCUGCCGGCCCCACCGUCCUUGAGACGGUCCAAGAUUUGGCAAAGGUAAAUGGUUCAUCCCAGACAGGAAAUCAAGUGCAAACUGGUCUCGACGACAAACUUAAAAAAAAACGCUUACAUCCUUUUCUUUUCCUUGAUUUCUUUUUUUUUUUUCCUCGAGUAAUGAUUGCAGAGUUGAAGAAGUUGUUGCAUGCUGUGUUCUCACAAUUCGGAAAGAUAUUGGAUGUGUUAGGAUUGAAGACGCUGAAACACAAAGGUCAAGCUUGGGUUAUUUUCGAGGAUGUUAGCUCCGCUACAAAUGCUCUUAGGCGAAUGCAGGGCUUUCCCUUUUAUGACAAGGAGAUGGUAUAUGUAUUUUUGUAAUUGGUUCCUUGUUUCUGUCA